CCAGCUCUCCUCCCGUCUCUCCUGACGCAAGCAAAGAAGAGGAUUUUGCGUCAGGCGUGGGGCGGAGGCGGAGGCGGCAGGCGUCGCCGUCCUGGCGAUGCCGCUGCCAGGUCGGGUACCCUCCGCUCUCCCUUGGAGCCGGGGACCGGAAAUGGCCUGGGUGCGCCGACGCCCGCGAUGUCGUCGCGUUUUCUGGCCGUCCCGCUAGGACCCUGUCACUGUCCCGACAUGCUCGGUGCCGACGGCGAGGCCCCGCCAACGUCCAGGAGAACGCGUGCGCGCCGGAGCCAUGGAGUGAGCUGCCGCACCUCAGAGGCUCAGACCUCAGUUCAGUAAUUUGCUCGCUGCAUCGCUUGCUUGAUACUCUGUCUUAGUCUCUGAUGUCUCUCACCUGUUUGUCGCUAUGCCUCUGAGGUUUCACUAGUUUGAACGGCAGGGUAUUCCGAGGUGGUCACCUAAGUUCCAGCUAAACAAAUACCCAGAUACUGGGAGAAGGUGCGUCAGAGCGUGCAUUUAAAAAUGGCAGAGCAAGGUUGAAAUUCCAGUGCACACACCAUUUGAAUGGAUUCUCUAUCCCUUAAACCAGUCAAGAAUUAUCUGAGUUCUGGGGUCAAAGUACUUUUCUUUAUCCGCAUCCACAUGGUGGCAUCAUCAUGCCCUUCACAUAUAUAUAUGUGAUUGGCCUCACGAGCUGAAUAUGGCUCUCUGCGUCAUUCAUCAAAAUCAUAGGAUGCGUGUGGUAGCCAUAGCAGCGCUGCACCUGCUGCAGCUUCAGUCCAUCACACCAGUUCUCCUCGCAGACACCAACCUAGCAUUGCCUGGUUGCAUUAGCAAGUGCGGAGAGGUCAGGGUACCUUACCCGUUCGGUGUCGGUGCCGGGUGCUACCGCCAGGGGUUCAAGCUCACCUGCAACGAGACCUACAACCCACCUAAGCUCUUUUUGGAGUUGGAUAAUACCAGAGCUGAGGUGCUCGACAUAUCUCUGCAUCAUGGGAAGCUCUACGUUGAUAAUGGUAUUGUCAGUCUGACUGGGAGCAAUAGGUAUAAUAUGACCUGGGGGAUCCCCCUUGAUGAAAGCAUCUUCACAGUAUCCCCGUUUUGGAACAACUUUGUCAUCAUGGGCUGUGGGUUCGAGUUUCUUGUCAGCCUGCCACAUGUAAACGACACGGUCGUUAGGUGUACAUCAUCGUGCCUGCGUGGACGUCCUGUGGUAGCCACCGAUGGCUUGUGCUCUGGUGUUGGCUGCUGUGAGGCAUCCAUGCCAGGAGCAGGCAACAUGUAUUCAAUUGAGCUUGCCUCUUACACUGCAAGUAAUGACUUGGCCAGGCAAGGGCAGCCGUUCAACGCUACCUUGGUCAUGGUGGAGAACGAGUGGUGGGAUAAAGACAACCAUUCUAUGUUGUUGCAGAAGGCAGUCUCAGAUGGUCUAGUCACAUCAUGGGACAUAUCUAGCUCUGCUGGGCCGGUGCAGACCAUGGCUGUUGUUAAGUGGAAUUUCAGCAACUUGUCUUGUGCCGAUGCUUGGAGCUCAAGUGAUUUUGGGUGCCGCAGCUCCAAUAGUUACUGCCAUGAUCACUGGACUGGCGAAUCAUCAGGGUACAUAUGCCGCUGCAGUAAUGGCUAUGAGGGCAACCCUUACAUACCAAAUGGGUGCCAAGAUAUUGAUGAGUGCACAGAUCCAGAUAAAUACGAAUGCUUCGGCCACUGUAUUAACACGGAUGGAUCUUACAAUUGCAUCUGUCCACGCGGCACCUCAGGCAACCCCCAGAAACCACAUGGAUGCAUCAAAGCCGCAGAAAAAUUUUCAGGAUUAGCUGUUGCUACAGGGUUUGGCAGUGGCGCAUGCCUUCUGCUUCUGACUUUUUCUGCUAUUCUCUUAAGGCGAAAGCUAAGAGCCCAAAAGGCCAAACAGUUGAGAGAUUUUUUCUUCAGGAAAAACCGUGGGUUAUUGUUGCAACAGCUAGUAGACAAGGACAUUGCUGAAAGGAUGAUCUUCAGCCUAGAAGAGCUAGAAAAGGCAACGAAUACGUUCGAUGAGGACCGAAAGAUCGGCAAAGGAGGCCAUGGCACCGUCUACAAAGGCAUAUUGUCUGACCAGCGUGUCGUUGCCAUUAAGAGGUCGAUGCGAGCAAUCCAAAGUGAAACCGACAAUUUCAUCAAUGAGGUAGCCAUUCUUUCUCAAAUAAACCACAGGAAUGUGGUAAAACUCUUCGGAUGCUGUCUGGAGACAGAAGUUCCACUGUUAGUCUAUGAGUUCAUUUCAAAUGGAACUCUUUACGAGCAUCUUCAUGUUUGUUCUUCACUAUCAUUGCCAUGGAGGGAACGACUGAGAAUUGCUCUUGAAGUUGCGCGAUCUCUUGCGUAUCUACACUCAGCUGCUUCUAUGUCAAUAAUUCACAGAGAUAUCAAGGCCACUAACAUCCUACUUGAUGAUAAUUUAACAGCCAAAGUGUCAGACUUUGGAGCUUCUCGAGGCAUCCCUAUUGAUCAGACUAGAGUAACAACUGCCAUUCAAGGAACUUUUGGAUAUCUAGAUCCAGAGUGCUACAACACGAGACAGCUCACUGAGAAGAGUGACGUGUAUAGCUUCGGUGUCAUGCUACUGGAGCUGUUAACAAGGGAGAAACCGCAUAUUUACAUGUCACCGUCAGGUUGCAGUCUAGUGGAACAGUUUCUCUUGCUACAGAACCAAGACAAGCUCUCUGAGAUACUAGACCCUCAAGUCACCAAGGAAGGGGAUGAAGAUGCCAGAGAAGUGGCAGAGGUCGCAGCAAUGUGCAUAAGCCCAAGCGGGGAAGAUAGGCCCACGAUGAAGCAAGUCGAGAUGAGACUUGAGGUGCUACAAAAUGCGUCAACCAACAUCGGAAACGAUCCAAGAACCGAGGAACACAUCGUGAACAUUCUUUCAGCUGGGCAGAAAAGCGGCAGUACUGAUGGGAGCAGGCGGUUCAGUAUGGAAAGGGAGAUCUUGCUAUCCAUGGACUUCCCACGGUAACACGAGUUACUUUGUGUAUAGAUGGAAAUUUUAGCGUACAUCUUAGCCAUGACCUUGUAACUAAUGAGCAGGGUACAUGUUUGUAUUGUGCUUUUCAUGUCUUUUGAUACAAGCUUCUGAGGUUCAGACCUGUACGUCAGAUGUAUAUUUGUCCAACUAAUACCUAGCCUAAAAAUGUAGGGAAUGUAUAUAUCUCUCCCCUUGCUGGCACUCUGCUGAUGAACUUUGGGCCUUUCAACCACCUGCCUGCCGUUUUUUCCCCUUUCAGAUAAGGAAGCAAAGAUCAUAUCUGAACGUGAUAUCACAGGAA
Messenger RNA from Panicum hallii, 3305 nucleotides. RefSeq names its product wall-associated receptor kinase 5-like. Gene Ontology annotation, cellular component: plasma membrane. Gene Ontology annotation, molecular function: protein serine/threonine kinase activity; ATP binding; calcium ion binding. Gene Ontology annotation, biological process: protein phosphorylation; cell surface receptor signaling pathway. Bases 698 to 2995 code for a protein of 765 amino acids. NCBI's taxonomy places the organism in Eukaryota, Viridiplantae, Streptophyta, Magnoliopsida, Poales, Poaceae. The transcript has 4 exons. The record is from RefSeq and is a predicted model, not a curated record.